AUGGCCGAAUAUCGUCUGUUAUUGCGGUUUGUUUUGGCUGUGAUUGUGUUUACUGCCAAUUCGGAAGUGAUUGAUCGAGAUACAAGUGAUGUGGAUGAUGUUGGAGAUGUUUUGGAGCAGCUAAAUCAUCAGAAAAGAGAGUCGAAUCCGGUGAGAAAUUCAAACUUGGAGAUUGAAAGAGAGCAGUUGAGGAGGGUCCAGGUGAGUUAUUAGGCGUUUGAGAGCCUGUACGACAUAGAACAUGAAUAAAAUUUUUUUAUCUUCUACAAUUUUCAGGAGCAACUGGACCGCAAAUGGCCUCAAUACCACUCGGAAGAACGCUUUGACCACAUCCGAACCACCACUUCCUCUCCUUUGGCCUCACAAACCGAAGUUCUGGCAAGCCCUCAGCGGACGGAAAUUGAUUUCAAUCAAGGAUUACGUCCAGUUGUUGGGCAUCCAAAUCAAUUCAAGAGAUUUCGCGACAUCCAAGGCAAGCCAGACGCAAAACAUGCCGAAGGAAUUGGAAAAGAGAACUUGGACGAAGAAAAAAUCCGACAGCAAGCAAUUGCUGAUGAAGAAGAUCAGCAAUUAUCUCAUUUCAUCAGCGAACUGAACAGUCAGAUGAAUAGGAAGUAUUUGAACCAAGGAAAUUCUGAUGUAAAAGGCCAGAAUCUCCAGAAAUGGAUGACAAAUGGAAAUCAGAAUGGACCGCAAGGGCCUCCAAUGAGACCGCAGGCUCGACAAAGUCAGCAAAACUUUCAAGGAGCAGGAUUCAACUCCCAAAGUGGAUUUCAAGGCCAAGCAACGAAUUUCCAACAAAAUAGAGAACAAUUUCUUCAACAGCAAGGUCCUCAAGGGCCGAUGAUGAACUCUCAAAGGAACGCCAAUCAAAACUUCCAAGGAGCCCAAGGACGUCAGCAAGGAUUCCAAAGCCAGCCUUUCAAUCCCCAGCCCGUUUCCAACCAGAAUUUUCAACGAAAUGGUCAGCCAAUGAACUUCCAAGUCAAUCAAAGAAAUCUGCAACAGGGAUUUCAAAGCCAGCCUCCGUUUACACGAAGGAUUCCAAGUCAAAAUUUCCAAGGUCAAGGAAAUCGACCGCAAGUGCUUCAAGGCCCAUUGGUAAAUUCUCAGCGUACUGGGAGCCAGAAUUUCCAACGAAAUCAAGUGAAUGGCUUUCAACCUUUGAACCAACAAGGAUUUCAAGCCCAAUCGACAAAUUUCCGUUCCAAUGGAGCUCAGCAAAGUCGCCAAUCUUUCGCUCAGCCACAACAGACUCCGCAGCCACUGGACAGGCAAAAUUUUCAAAGAAACGGAGCUCAGAAUCAGCGUAGAUUCCAAAGUCAGCCGUUGAAUUUGCAGACAAACGGAGAACAAGGAUUUCAAAGCACGCUACCAAAUUUUCAACGGGCUUCUAACCAGAAUUUCCAACAAAAUGGAGGUCAAUUCAGCCAUCAACCAGCUACCAGGAUCCCUCCUACUACUGGAAGUCCUCAGUUCUUUAAUAAUCAAGUUGAGUCUCAAAGAUUUUCUCAGAAUCAACAAGCUCAUGUUGUUAAUACUCGACAAGGCUUCCCUCAAGGGUUCGUUUCAAAUAACCGUGCUCAACAAGCUCAGCAAGUCCAGCAAACGCCGUUUAAUCGAGUCCAACAAAAUCAGCGGGCAAUCAAUCAAGGGAACAGCAACUUCCAGCAAUUGCAGACACUAAAUCAUCUGAAACGAACUGAACAACCGUCUUUUAGACAGAAAAGUCGACAGUCAUUGCAACAAGUAGGGGCAACUCAAGUCCCUAGAUUUGCUCCUCAACGGACGGGCCAGACAAUUCAACCCGAUGGAUCUUUCCAUCCGACAACUUCUCAGCCAGCUGGUCGAUUUACAACGCGUCGUCAACGACCUCAAUUUGAUCAACAACGAAGAGUCAAGAGUCUGCCAAAUCAGCAAAUUCAGCAAAGACAAGGGCUUUCAACAAAUGCCCCAACGAGACACAGUUUGGUCAGAACAACCGUUCAUGGUCUGCCUGUGACUACAACUCCGAUGUCGUUUACGACUGGAAACCCAAGACGGUCCAGUCAAAGCCCUUCGGCAAGACAGAGGUUGAGAACCCAGCCAACAACUCAGCGAAGACAGGCUGCAAAUACGACAACAAUCUCUCCAUCAACAUCAACUCAACGUCAAGUUCAGCCAGCCCGUCGAAGACAAGAAAUAGGCCACCCGCGUCAACAGUUGAGAACCCAGCAUCAGUUGCCAGCAGUUGUCAGCCGAAGCCACUCCCAGCUAGCGACCCCGCCAACUCUUCAACCAGCUAGAAUUAGACGGCCAGCCAACCAAAAUCAAGGGCAAAAUCGACAGGUUCAAGGUUUUCAACGCCCCAUAAAUGCAACUCAAAGAAUCCCCAAGGCAUUUAGGACCCAACCAGCAACGAUCCAACCGCAUUCUGUAGCCAGAAAUCAAACCACCACCCAUCCAUUGAUCUUGAAUCAGAAAAAGGGCCCAACUUUUGAAAAGAGUGUGUUGAAACCCGAUAAAAUUCAACGAAUCCAGUUUGUUAACAACGUUGAGCGUCAGGAAAACACUACAGCAAGACCGAAGCAAGGACUCGUCAAGUUCAAUCCAAGGGUUAACCGGCCAAAUCAGGCAAAUCGAGCGUCCAACUCAACCAAUUUGCCGUCAAGUCCUGCUACAAACUUCUUCGGACAAGCUAGACCGGGAAAGAUGACUUCAAGCACCUCGACCGGCCCAGUUAAACCCUCGACGAAUUCCACAAGAGCUGUAGCCAAUUUUACAAGGCCUCCAGCCAACAUGACAAGAGCUACAACAACUCCUCGACCUUCAGGGAGGCGUGGAUUACUUCAACCAGGAGUGGAAGCGCCGAAUAAAAAUCUUUCUACACCGCUUUCUACAGAUCCCCGAGGCAAAGCGCUUGAGAAAAUCGACCUCAAAGAUGGCAAGCGAAGAGGACUGACUAAAAUGAAUGUUACGGAAACUGAUCAACCAGUGAGAAAACCCCACAAAAUGCGAAGGACUUUAACGGUCACGGAGAAGGCCAAGAUCAAUGACACCGUUCAACUGGGCGCUUUUCUAGUCCCUAAAGGCGUACCAAAAAACACGACGAUAUCAACGCCAAGAACGACUAAUCACACGAUGACGAAACACUCAAAAUUAGAGAGCAAUAAUCAUAAUUCGACAAAGGAAUUGCAAGUGAAACAGGAAGUGGAGAAAGCCAAGCUUUCGGAGACUGUAAAAUUGGGUACUGUACUUGAGCCAGGCAAUGAGAAAUCGACAAAAAAGAAUGGAACAACAACUCCUACGCCAAAGGAAGAAGAGGGGUUUGAGACAACUUUACUCGUCGAUGUCGAUUUCGAAGAUGACGAGAAAAAACCAGCCAAUAAAGGAAUGAAGCCAAAGGGGGAUGAGGAUAAAAAAGAGAAAAAGAAACCGCAAAAAAUCAAAGAAAUGGAAAAGGAAAAGGACGAAAAGGAAGAUCUAAGUGACGAAGAAGAGGAUGAGGAAGAUGUGGAAGAUGAAGAGGAUGCAAACAAACCAAAGAAAAUUGGACAAAGAGCGAUAAAGGAGCCUAGUUCUGAGGAGAAACAUGAACUAAGCACUUUUAAAGGUAAAAAAGUUAACUGACACAUCUGAUGUCAUGUGUAAUACAAUUUUAGAUGAACUGCCAGUUCAACUAUGUCACAUUGAUGCCGACUGCGCUCAUGAUAAGUUCAAUCGGACUGUCUGCGAGCGUUACGGAGAUAUUAGGAACCAAGGAGCUUGCCGAAGCCGUAAGUCGGACUUCUGGAUAUUAUCCUUGUUAAUUAAUAAAUUUUGAUGUCGGAAAAGGCUUUUAAUAAUUAAUUGACGUUCAGCCUGGCCCUGCAAGACCGAUGACGAUUGCCCCACCUGCUGCCGAACUUGGAACCACGAGUCUAAGGAGAAACAUUGUGGAUAUAGUAAGUUGACAGCUAUUUAUCACCAAAAUUGUUAAAUUAAGUUCAAUACGAAUAAUAACUUCAAAAAUCGUCAACAUAUGACUUAUAAGGCCAUAAAAAGUGAUUAAAAUCCCUUUUCAGACUUCCUCACAAUGUAUUGCGGCUAUAAUAACACCCGUUUCCCGGAUGUUGUCUGCCCACAAAGGGAUAUUUGUCAACAAGGUUUUGAUGGGUUUAGCACAUGCCGAAUCAUUCUGGACGAACGCAACCUGGAGCAAUACAUGAGUUGUGGGUUUGGACCGACAAUUCUCAAAAAACAGAAUGGAUUCUAA
Bursaphelenchus xylophilus (pine wood nematode) is the source of this 4234-nucleotide messenger RNA. Lineage: Eukaryota; Metazoa; Nematoda; Chromadorea; Rhabditida; Aphelenchoididae. The record is from the annotation of a GenBank genome assembly.